Molecule: messenger RNA, 2028 nt
Organism: Siniperca chuatsi (mandarin fish)
Lineage: Eukaryota; Metazoa; Chordata; Actinopteri; Centrarchiformes; Sinipercidae
Gene: rnf11a
Product: ring finger protein 11a
Exons: 3
Coding region: 34-477 (147 amino acids)
Source: RefSeq, a predicted model, not a curated record
CGAAGUGGACACUCUCAUGGUGGUCUCAGUUCAAUGGGGAACUGUCUGUUUUCACAAGGUGCGGAUGACCUGUCGCUGCUGAACGAGUCCGAGGGGGGCAGCCUGCCCGGAGAGCCUCCGCCGCCCUACCAGGAGCGCACCCAGCCAGUGCCAGUGUACCAUCCCACCCCAGGUGAGAGUCGUCUGGCUUGCCAGCUGACCGAGGAGGAACAGGUCCGCAUUGCCCAACGAAUCGGCCUCAUCCAGCACCUGCCCAAAGGCAUCUUUGACCCCGGCUCCGACCCAUCUGACAAGAAAGUUAAAGAAUGUGUUAUCUGCAUGAUGGAUUUUGAGUACGGCGAUCCCAUUCGGUUCUUGCCUUGCCUUCACAUCUACCAUGUGGACUGCAUUGACCCCUGGCUGAUGCGCUCCUUCACCUGCCCCUCCUGCAUGGAGCCGGUAGAUGCAGCCCUGCUGUCCUCUUACGAAACCAACUGAGCAGCCCCAUGAUGGCUGCUCCUACCUAAAAGUAACUGCACCUUUUUUAGCCGAAACUGUCCUAGCUGUUUUAACAGGUAGCCAAGGUGAUGUGGCAUUAUGCAGAUGUUUGGAGGGUGUUUUAGAAUGCAAACAGAUGUUGAAAACUGUGCCCUACAGUACAUUGGUACUGUAGGUAGGUGUGCACCUAUUUGGGCUUUGGAAACUCUUUGCCUUUUACAGUAGGACAACGUGCCAAAUCAAGCUAGAUGAAGAAUAUGGAAAGCUGUACACGUAGCAAAAUAUUACUGCAAAGUAAUUUCACUUUUGUAUGACUGACAGUCUAUUGUAAUUUGUGAUUUUCAUGGUAUUUAGAUGCAUGUAAUUUACUUCCCCUUUCAAGACGUAAUGUGCAAUAUGUUAUAUCAAUGGAGUAAAUGCAGGAAACUUUUCAAACUAACCCUUGGCCUUGAAUGUCAGAAAAACACAGGCCUCUCUACUGAUAUGCAAUCAUCAAAACACAGAAAAAUUACCUACCUAAAAGUUUUCUGAAUAAAUUAUAUACUAUGAGGUCCGAUGACCAUUCAUGUCUAUGGCGCCAUGAGAUAAAAUGGUGUCAUUUCAGCUUUUGAAGAUAUUUGAAGAUUGGAUCUAUUUUAUUUGACUAGGGUCUUGUUGUCUAUACUGUAGUUUUUCCUUUGAAGCUGCUUUUAUUAAUGUGGAUCAGUUUUUUGGCCUUUCCACAAUAUGGAUCCUCUCCUCUGCUUUGCCUUGAGUUUGUGCUCUUGUUUUAAAACUCAGUCCUUAGUGUGUCCUUUUCAUUGUUUACCGUCAGUGACAUUUACAAAGACAAGAUAUGCUGUGCAAUCUCCCUUAGUGCACCUUGGGAUACCCUUCAUCUGCCACUUUGUGGCUUGUAGAUUGCAUAGAUGAUUGUGAGUUUUGAUGUGUGUGUGAUUUUUUUUUUUUUUUUUUUGAGGGGGAUGGUAGGUAGUGAUUGGCAUGUCAAGGUAACAUUGUGAAUUAACCCUGUCAGUUGUAAACCUUGUUAUAGUUACCUCUCUUUUUCUAGGUUGAAGCUGUUGGGUUUUGUUUUGUGUUGAUGGCCUUCUUACAGCAAGUGAUGCAUUUCCAGAGCUCCUGGGUGUGGUCAAACAAAAUGCUAUAGUAUUAUCUGAAACUGUCUGUGUAAAGAGAAGCUACAGCAAUAGAAAGGAAUGUAUCUUGAAUGUAAAGCAUUAUGUCAGCUUUUAAAGAUUUGGACAGCAUAUGUGACAGACAUUUCUGAUUUACUCAGGCUGCUGUGCCUUUUAAGGUUGAGGUAAGCCAAUUCCUGUGAAGUACUAUCAUUUCUGACAUGACUUGUGUUGUUAUUUUAGUUGUCCUCUAGGGGGAGAUAGAUACCAGCACUGUUCUGAUUUGUGUCAUGAUGGAAUAGGCCUAGGCUGAAGCCAGAAAUUUGCUCUGGCUGCUGUUAACAAUCAUUUUGUGUUUUAAUUUAUAAUGUGUGCCACUGGUGCACAGGUUUUAGGAAAAUCAUGAAGCAACAAUAAAAGUGGAUACCAAAUUUUA